CAGUAAUGCUUCUCCUCCGUGUCCGAGGAUUGUUGGUGGUCUGUGUCUGGUGGAGCUGUGUGAGCUCUUCCCAGCUCGGACCAGAGAAUUGCACUGCAACUGUAGCAAUCAAUCAACACUGUCAAAUACAGUCACUGUCUACGUUCCCUCUGGAACUGCGUGUUUUGAGUGCAUCAUUGACGGAGUGAUAGCUACUGAUGCCACGUUCCUGAUAGGCAACUCAGCCAGUCAGUGAGGGAUCAGUGGUGAAUGGUACACUAGUAGUGUCUGACACUGAGAGUGUCUUCAGUACACCCGCUAAAGUACAAUGUGGCAGUGGUGGUGAAAUAACUCAUGCAGCAUUUGUUGAGCACACGAUUUUCAGAGCUCCCCUGAUCACGGGAGAUACUACAGUCAAUGAAGGAGAUACACUACAUCUGGUGUGUGACUCACCAACUCAAGACCACUACCUCUUGUCCAUUGGCUCUCUCCUGAUGGGAACUUCCUUGUUUACGGUUCAGCCCUUGUGAUCAUUAACAUCACUAGGGACAUGGCAGGGACCUAUACUUGUGUAGCCAACCAGUUUACACUCACCAUGAACAGCUCUGUGGAGAUCAUAGUCCACUUCGCCUGUGAUGUGCUAAUGUCAACUGACAUGAUCAUAGUCAACAUGAGCUCCACUGCAGUGGGCAGUACUGCUACCUAUCAGUGUAGAGAUAGUCCCACUGAUGUGUACACUACUCAGUGUACCAGUACUGGAGUAUGGCACCCUCACCCUGACUGCACAUCGAAAGAAACGGGACAAACGUCUACUCUUCAACCAUGUCAAAUUGGGGUAAUAAUUCUCUCUCUCAUUGUCUUGGUUCAAACUGGUCUGUUAGUCGGAGCACUUGUGAAAAUAGUUCUUCUUACAAAGAAAGGAUCAGAGCAGAAGACAAGAGAAGAGAGGUUGGAGAUGGAUGUCAAUGUAGCUUAUGGAACUCCUAAAGAGAUCAUGGCACUCAGAACCAGCAACAGUGAUUAGGAAACGAAGUUAGCUAGCCUUACACAGUACGGAAUCCUUUAGAUGACAUAACAUAACAUAACAUCAGAGCGUCGGUAGACGCUCUAUAUCAGAGCGUCGGUA
Messenger RNA from Geodia barretti, 1105 nucleotides. The record is from the annotation of a GenBank genome assembly. Lineage: Eukaryota; Metazoa; Porifera; Demospongiae; Tetractinellida; Geodiidae.